Lineus longissimus is the source of this 5321-nucleotide messenger RNA. Its product is annotated as nidogen-1-like. Bases 326 to 4234 code for a protein of 1302 amino acids. The transcript is spliced from 24 exons. NCBI's taxonomy places the organism in Eukaryota, Metazoa, Nemertea, Pilidiophora, Heteronemertea, Lineidae. Gene Ontology annotation, biological process: cell-matrix adhesion. Gene Ontology annotation, molecular function: calcium ion binding. The record is from RefSeq and is a predicted model, not a curated record.
GCACGUUCACGAACCUGGAUCUUUUAGUGAUACAACACUGACAUUACAUUCAUUAAGUGAUUUCACACGAUCACUAUCAUUUGGAUGUUUUGUUGACAAUUCGUACAUUUUAAUCAGAAAAGGCGAGGAAUAUUUAUAUUUAACAUUGAGAUUUCAACACUCUUCCGUGUCAGCCUUAUCGCAAAUUGCUCUGCCUAUCAGUGGACACCUCGCUAAGGCAAACAAAACAGGGUCCCGCGGGAGUCUAACCUGACGGGCAAGCAGUGCACGCUUCGCUCUCAAACACCCGACAGCUCUUGCUUCCGCGUGCAGCUGCGUCUACAAAAUGAUGGAUUUACAGCUUAUUUCGCUACUUGUGUGUUUCGUGUGUGUGUCUUCUGUCCCCAUAGACUAUUUCUUCGACUUCGGUGACUUAGAAGGGGACUUGCGGUUGAAUUUAGGCGAGGAUUCGAAUUCGGACGAGUUUCGUUUACAAGUACCCAUUGCAUUUUAUGACCAAUACUACCAGAGCGUUUUCGUGAGUGACAAUGGCUACAUAUCAUUCCGCCAGCCGCCAGCCCGGUAUGGCCGUGAGUCACUGCCCCUCAGAAUGCCGGUGAUAGCCCUUUAUUUAGGAAAUACUGAUACAACUAAUCGGGGGUUAAUCUACUACAGAGAGACCACCAAGGCAAAAACGCUGGAACGAGCCAGUAAACAAGUGCAAACGUUUGCCAACAGACCUGAUUUCCAGGCCAGAGGUGUAUUCGUUUUCACAUUUGACUAUGUUGGCAUCAAGUCCAAUGACCAGGUCACGAAUAACUACCAACUUGCGGUCAUCUCAGACGGCCGCGACAGUUACGUCAUGCUCAUGUACUGGGAUGAUAACGUUGGCUGGGUGAGCGCUGGUGAUGCUGAUCCUUUCGCUGAAGCAGGGUUUGACGCUGGUGAUGAUGACUCCAGGCGGGUCUUCAAGAUACCCGGAUCAGGCCAGGACUCCACAAGAAAGAGUUUCGUCACGCGAUCAAACGUGCAGGUGAGAGGCCUUUGGUUUUAUCAGAUUGGCAGAGUGGCUGACAUCUCAGAACCGAGCGUGGUUGCACCAGACAGAGAUAGAGAGCCAGAGGUGAAUGUACCUCCAGUUGUUGUUAAAAAUACCUGCAGUAACUCACAGAGCAAUUGUCACAGCAAUGGCAGAUGCGUGGACUACGCCAGUGGCUUCUGCUGCGAGUGUAACUCUCCUUAUUACGGCAAUGGCAAGAACUGCUUGGAGCCAGGAGUGGCCCAGCGUGUCAAUGGUAAACUCGACGGUAGAGUCAACGGCAUGGACCUCGCCAACGUCGAUCUCCAUUCCUACAUCGUGACCAACGAUGGCCGAGCAUACACUGCCAUCAGCCGUAUCCCGAGAGAGAUCGGCUUCUCCAUGAUGAGUCUGUACACUAUCAAUGGCAUCAUUGGCUGGUUGUUUGCCGUACCCUUGCCCAAGGCAAAGAAUGGAUUUAGUCUCACAGGUGGUCUGUUCAACCGGAGUGCCGUGAUUCAGUUUCGCACAGGCGAGGAGGUCCGUGUGGAGCAGGUUCUACCAGGACCUGACAACCUUGGGUACCUCCGAAUGGACACGAAGAUUAACGGGGACGUGCCUGUUCUGUCCCCAACUGCCAAAGUCAACAGUGAAUCCUUCAAAGAAGAAUUUAGGAAGGUUGAACCAGGAGUUCUCAGGUCUUUCGCCAACCGACAGUACACAGUUGACGGUGUCGCCAUGCAGUACUCUAUCGACCAGACCAUCCGUUACACCGAGUGUUCUGCCCGACCGGUCGACCCAAAUGAGGUGACAGCCCAGAGGGUCAGCGUGGAGAGGUUCUUCGUGGUCUACGAUGACCGGGAGAGGAUCCUGAGGUUCGCAAUGACGAACAAGGUCGCACCCCUUCUGACUGGUGACCCUUGCAAAGAUGCUGCCCAGAGCUGUCAUCCCGAUGCCCAGUGCAUCCCACUGGGAAGCACCUACAAGUGCGAAUGUAAGAAUGGAUACGUCGGAAACGGCAUCAGUUGUGAUGACAAGGAUGAAUGCAGUAGUUCGGAGCACAACUGUGACGUCAACGCCAGAUGCGUCAACACGAAGGGUUCAUUCGUUUGCAGGUGCUCGACUGGAUUCAGGGGAGAUGGCAUCAGGUGUGAAAGGGAGACUACUUGUGCCGUUCUGAACUGUUCUCCUCAGGCGCGAUGCGUCUUCGACUCGGGGAUCAACACUGCACGAUGUGAAUGUAACCCAGGAUACAUUGGUGAUGGAACCACGUGUAAUAGAGUUGCAUUUUCUUGCAAUGAAGUUGACAACUGCGACCGGAACGCCCAGUGUGUCUACGACAGGGACCAACAGAAGUACAAAUGCGAAUGUAACCGGGGAUUUAGAGGAGAUGGAGAACGUUGUGUAGCCGAAGGAGGGAGACCCGAUGAACGAACUACAACUACGAGACAGCCCGUUGUAGGAACUACUAGAGGACCCGACGGUGGGACUGGAGGCACUGGCUCAACAGCCGAGCGAGACUGCAAGAAGUGUGACCUGUAUGCCGAAUGUGCCUUUGAUUCGAACCAACUGUUCUACCACUGUCGGUGCCGAAAGGGAUUCACUGGAGAUGGAUACAGGUGCUAUCCUCUUGGUGAUUGUGACAAAGUUGAUAUCUGCCACGACAACGCAACCUGUGUCCCCGACGUAGCCUCAGGGCGACACCGGUGUCUCUGCCAGGACGGCUUCUCUGGCAAUGGUUACCUCUGCAAGGAGCUUGGAUGUGACGUCCUCAGGAACUGCGACCAGAAUGCCAAUUGUGAGGUGGACACGGACAUCAAUGAAUACAGAUGCAAGUGCAAGGACGGAUAUCAAGGAGAUGGCAAAACCUGUAUGAAGCUCCAGUGCAACCAGUUUGACAACUGCGACAGGAACGCCAGAUGUUCUUACAACCAAGAACGGCGAAUGUACGAUUGUGUCUGCAAUGAGGGGUACCAGGGAGAUGGCAUCAGAUGCGACAAGAAAAUUGUCCCCUGCAAUCAAGUCAACAACUGCGACAAGAAUGCAGAUUGUCUUUAUGAUUCGAACUCACUCGGAUACCGGUGCAGCUGCAAGACUGGAUUCAGAGGCAAUGGGUUCAGAUGCAUCUCUGCAGUUACCUGCCGAAAUGACCCAAGCAUAUGCGACUCUAAUGCCCAGUGCCGUCAGUUUGGCGACAGUGUGGAGGAUUCGGCCUGUAUCUGUAACCCCGGCUUCCGAGGCGAUGGAAAGAGCUGCAUUUCCAUUAGUGACUUGGAGAGCUACCUUAUGUUUGCUCAGGGCAUGUCCCUCAUGCAGGCCCCACUUCGGACACAAGGUGCCACCACACAAGGCAACUUGACACUCAUGGUUCCAGGGUCUAUGUCAGUACUUCACGUUUCAGGUCAAACCGCGAUUGGGAUUGACGUUGACUGUGACAAGCUCUACUUCUAUUGGACGGAUGUCUCCGGCAAGACAAUUAGCAAAGCACGCUUGGAUGGAACAGACUCUGAAAACAUUGUCAGAGGUCUUGGUUCGCCAGAAGGGGUAGCAGUAGACUGGCUCACUGGCAACAUCUACUGGACCGACUCCAUCCUCGACAGAAUUGAAGUCUCAAGAAACGAUGGCACCAACAGGAAGGUACUCGUGGAUUCUGGCCUGGUUAACCCAAGGGCUAUUGUGACUGAUCCACUGGGAGGGAAAGUCUACUGGACAGAUUGGAAUCGCGAGGCACCCAAGAUUGAGAGCGUGAAUAUGGAUGGAACCGAUCGUAAAGUAGUCAUUCAACAAGAUCUUGGUCUUCCGAACGGCCUGACUCUUGAUCAUGAAAGACGGAAACUGUGCUGGGGCGAUGCUGGUACACAGAAAAUCGAAUGCUCCAACCUAGAUGGCUCUUUGAGACAGACUGUUUACAAUCUUGCAUCUUACCCAUUUGGCAUCACAGUCUAUGGUGAUAGCCUCUACUGGACAGACUGGGACAUCCAAAGUAUCCAGAAUAUCAAUGUCAGAGGAGGAAGCCUUGGGGAGCCCCUGAAGCUGCCAGUUGGUGGAAAUGGCAGACUAUAUGGUGUGACAGCAGUCAGGAAGAACUGUCCAAGAGGAACAAAUGCCUGUGCCCUCCAGAAUGGUGGAUGUCGCUUCCUCUGCCUACCAACGCCCAAUGGUGGUCGAACCUGCGCCUGCCCGGACGACAUGGAUGACACCGAGUGCAACCGGAUCAACCUCUACAUCAAGAAGUAGACAGAACAUUUCACUUCAAGCUGUACCAAAGAAUCGAAAAUUUACUAAUUUGAGAGCGUGGCACAAGUCUGCAAAGCAUGCAUAUCAGACUGGAGACGCGAGCUUUGGACAACCUGUGUUUCAAUUUGGAUACUCAUCAAAUUUGAUGCUUAUAUCAAAACGGAACUGCACUAGUCCUUAGCUCUAAGUAGUUUUAAGAAAUGUAAAUAUUGGGGUGGUACAGAAGCUGUGCUAUAAGACUAAUUUUGAUAUUAGAGGGAGCCAAAUGUUAUUUCAUCUGUACGUGGUCUCCUCCAAAGAAAAAGCUUUCGAAUUAAAACAGGCACCAAGAACAAAAUAAUGUACAUGUAUAGUGAUCUUUCAAACAAUCAAAUUUCUCAGUUAUCAUAGGCCAGUAAUUAUCUCAUGUGUACAGUGCAUUCUAUGCACAGAGAUACCUGCAUUUAUAUCAAUUGCUUAGAACAGAUGUAGAAUUGUUUGCGGUUUUUUUAGAAAUAGCCAAGGGUUGAAGCCUUUCUUUUCCCAAUACAAAAUACAAAGAAAGAUGCAUGCAGUUCUGUAGAUACAUGAAAAGAAGUACCAGUAUAACUAGUUAUCAAAAUAUAGUAGAAUACAGGAUUGAUGGAUAGAACAAACACACUACGUAUUAGUAAAUAAUUUUUACUUGCAAGUGUUGUAAAAUCGGCUAGGAGCAAUCUUAAUUUUACCUGUGGCAGCACUAGCCUCGUAUCAAAAUCUCUGAAGGGGCUAGGUUGCCCUUCAGAGCAGGGGUAGAAAAAUCCACUAGUCCUUAGCCCGGAACUAGUGACUUUGAUAGCAAGGCAAGCCUACAUGUACAGUCAGGCAAACAACAAGGAUUUACUGAAAGAGUUAGCCCAGACUUUGAGAUUCACAGCUUGGGACUAGUCAACUUGAAAACGAUUUAUUGACACCUGCAGAGAGCUAGUAGCCAAACUUCUGGUCGAUUACUAAAGUAAAAGAAAUAUGCAUAUAAUCAGGACAGAAACGUUCUUGCCAUAUAAUGUUUUUAUUUUCUUUUUUUAAUGUAGCAAAUAUGAUUUCAAAAUAAAUUUGCACAUGAUUCUUA